AUGUCUCCUCACUACUGCCUCCCCUCCCCCUCCGCCGCUCUCUCCAUCUCUCUUCUCGCCCUGUUUCACUGCUGCCCACGCCGCCCAUCCCUCUUCCGCCUCUCACAACACGCACGCACGCCACCGGACGCCAAACGACAACGCGUGCGCGCACACACCGCAGCCACAAGGCCAUCGCGUCGCCGCACCUCCGCUCUCUCCCGCUCUCCCUUCUGCCUUUCCCCCGUGCCGCUUCCCUCCUCGUCCGCUUUGCUGCGCCAUCUCAUCCCCCCACCCCACCUCUGUCGUUGCUUCUCCCGUCUGCCUCGGCGCUGCCCCUCUCAGCCUCUCGCUCUCGUCCGUUUUGCGGCCAUGGCAUGCAGUGUGGUUGUCAUUCUCUACGUGGCCUUGCAGCUCGUCGCGUUCCUCUUGGUGCUGGUGGGAACGCCGCUGGACAUGUUUCGCGCAGCGGCUCCGGAUAUUUUGGGACCAAAGUUGGUGUGCGUCUCACUAUGGGGUAUGAAGGUGGACUGCUACAAUACGACAUAUAUUGUGACGACGGAUGUAUUGUGGGCGGACUGCUUAGGCCGGCUGAAGCUCUUCCAGGCUGCACAGGCCUUUGUCAUCAUCUCCGUCCUUAUCUACUUCUCCGCGUUCAUCUUUGGCAUGUUUCUGCUCUUCUGCUCUUCCACCUUUCGUUGGGUCUGCCUGGGACUCAAUGUAGCUGGCAUCUUCACCCUGUGCGUUGUGUGGGCGGCCAUGGUGGUGACGUACUACAAGGAUGAUGAGUCAGACUGCAAGAAGGCCAAGGACGAGUUCACCUUCGGGAUCGGUUUUGAUCUCCUGAUCACAGCUUGGUGCCUGAAUAUCAUUAAUGCGAUAUUGAUGCUCUUUUACUCGAUAUCUUCCUCUCGCGUCAAUGAAAACAACACGCCGCUAACAAGCAGCAAAUAA
Molecule: messenger RNA, 933 nt
Organism: Leishmania mexicana MHOM/GT/2001/U1103
Lineage: Eukaryota; Euglenozoa; Kinetoplastea; Trypanosomatida; Trypanosomatidae
Exons: 1
Coding region: 1-933 (310 amino acids)
Source: RefSeq, a predicted model, not a curated record